AUGCGCGUCAAAUGGCGCAAUUCGUUCGGGAGCGCUGGAGAGUCAGGUCCUUCUCGCCUCGUAGCUGGCUCUCGCUCGGAUGACAUGGAAAGGUUACGCACGAGCCCCUCCCCCCCUCUCUCUCUCUCUGGGCAGCAGCCGCAGGUGGCGAAAGCGAGCCGCGCGAUUGGAGAAGCGACGGACGGACUGGACAUGUCGCGACGGACGUGGAUCGCCAACGUCUUGGUUGUGAGCCAAUCAGGGGGCAGAGAUCGGGUAUAA
Messenger RNA from Peronospora matthiolae, 261 nucleotides. Lineage: Eukaryota; Oomycota; Peronosporomycetes; Peronosporales; Peronosporaceae. The record is from the annotation of a GenBank genome assembly.